Messenger RNA from Oxyura jamaicensis (ruddy duck), 9491 nucleotides. Its product is annotated as calpain-13-like. Gene Ontology annotation, molecular function: calcium-dependent cysteine-type endopeptidase activity; calcium ion binding. NCBI's taxonomy places the organism in Eukaryota, Metazoa, Chordata, Aves, Anseriformes, Anatidae. Bases 5590 to 7635 code for a protein of 681 amino acids. Gene Ontology annotation, cellular component: cytoplasm. Gene Ontology annotation, biological process: proteolysis. The transcript is spliced from 23 exons. The record is from RefSeq and is a predicted model, not a curated record.
AUGGGGUGCAGACUUCUGCACUUUGAGGUCUUUUUAUGUUUAAGGCUAACCGAUCCAAUGACUUAAAAUAGCUGCCCUAGGACGAUGUAGGUGUUAAAAUAAAUUUGCUUAUUGCAUUACAACAUAUUUUUGCUUCUGUUAGUGAAACUGUUGUUAGAGAGGCAGUGGAUUAUUCAGUACCUUGGAGGUCAAACCUUGAUCUGGAUACAGCACAUACGUUGACUUGUGUAUCACUUGUCACGUCUGCAGCUUUGCAUUGCCAAACAGAUAGUAUGUUUGCAAUGGAUGUUUAGCUUGAAAGAUCACAGUCACUGCAACUUGAAAUUGGUAUUUUUUUUUUUCUGCACGGCGUGCUUGAAGCAAAGAAAACAAUUUGGUUUGUAUAAUGUAUGUUAGAUAUAAGAAGAUAUCCUUUAGAGUACAUAGGAUCACCUUUGAAGCCAUUUUCACCCUGUCAUGAAUAAUAAGUUGCACAAUAACAGGAAUUUCUUACAGCCGAUCUAAUCUCUACCCAACCAUGAGUUGGCUCUGAAACGAGAUAAGCCUAUCUGCUUUGAUUCAGGACAGGUGUCUCAUAUUUCCCUGUGACAUUACAGAGACUCAUGAUGCCUGGCAGUGUAACUCAGAGCAUACUACCAAGGCAAGUGAGAUAGAUCUGACUGCUUUGAGGGGUUUACCUAGUGAGCAAGAUGCCAGGCUGCUCCUGCUGCGUUCAGGAGGAAUCAGCAAAUUGAUCUGUGAGACUUCACUUGGGCUGCCAGUUAGUAAAUGGUGUCUCUGGAGGGUCACACGCGCACCUUGCUUUUUUCUCUGGACAGACACCGUAUCUUGUAUAUCUUCUCCUCUCCUCUUGCCAUCAGUUAAUAAUUUUGUCCUUAGAGCCUAUUCUUCCAGUAUGGAUACUUCCAUCCUUACAGUCUUCCAGUAUACAAUGGUAUUCCAUCCACCUAGACUGGUCGCUGUCUUUUUAGGUAUUCUGGUAGCCAGCCUACAGAGGGAACAGCAAAACAGAACGUAUGCUUUAAAGGCAAAAGCAACAAGGAAGAAAAAAACCCAACACAGUAUCUGCCCCCUGUUGCUCAACCCUCUUAGUCUUUUGUAAUGGGUUUUCCUGGUGUCUGUUAACAUCUAAUGGUUAGGUAUUUAAGAGGUAUGGGGGCCUUGGUGCCAGAGAUACAGGUGCAUUUGCAGUGCAACUCCUGUCUGGUAUCAUCCCCUUUCCUCUCAAUACAAGGCUGCUAGACUCAGCUGAGGCAAGACUGCAUAUGUUUAGUGGGUCCUGCAUUGCCUUUUGUCUGUGGCAGGAGUGUCAAGGCUAGGCUGAAACAGUUGGUUCAUGAACACAUAGCAGUUAUCCCCAAACAGGAGCAGAUGGACUCCUAGUGGUAGAUGCCAUCUCAGGUUCUCCCUGAGACAACUGGAAAAAAGACCCUGGCUGACCCAGCCUGGGGCUGGUACUGGUUGUUCUGCAAGGGGCCGGGUGAUGUUCACUGCCGUGCUUUUUACCUUCAGUGGCAGAGAGGAAACCUUCUACUGGUUUGCCUUCAUGCAGCUGUGAAAAUGGAUGGUCCCAUAUCCAUGUUUCGUGAGAAUUAAUGGUUCUUCUCAAAAGAUGCCUGAAAGUGUAAACAUCCAGAAGGGAAAGGAAAAAUCUGUGGUGCUUCAACUGGAUUUCUUAAGAAGUAACUGGACUGGGGGAAGAAAAGGAACACUACCUUAACCUGACUUCAGCUUUUUGUUACAAAUAACAAUAGCAGCAGCAGUGAGGGGGUGGAUGGAUGAGCGUAAAGGAACUACUAGCUAUCCAGUCUGUCACUUAAAUGGCCAGCCUUGAGCUAUUUUAACGUUUCCAUUUCUAAAUCUUGUUUCCUGUGUGUUCAAACGUGGCCCUGCUCUGUCCAUGGCUGUGCUGGAGCAUUACGAGUCCAGGGUGCCCAUAAGACCCUUAGGGUCUUCCCAGGCUUAUUGUAAAAACUUGUGGAGGAUUCCUGGAGGCAUGCUGUGCAUACCUUGUCUAUGUUAUAGCUUCCUAGUAUAACACACAUUCCUGAGGAAGCUGAUGACAACGUCAGCAGAGCCGGUGGGAGCCCAUUUCCCCGCAGUGACACCUUCAUGGAAGGAGAGGCCAGGUCUGCUCAGGCAGCUGCGAGUCAUUCCUCAGAGGCUGCUCUUUCUAGGGCACUGGGCUGUCUGGUGCAUCCCGCAGCCUAUUUGUUGGUGUAUUAUCAACUAAUUUAAAAUGACUCAAGCCCUUAUCAAGCACAUGAGAGCAAAGUAUUAGCGGGCAUGAUGACAAGGAAGAAUUUAUGAGCAGCUUCAUGAAGCCAAAUCCUCAGGAGCUAUUGAAACCAUAAUUAGAUUUGAAGAUAAUGUGAUCUUCCCUCCAUUCCCACUCCACCCUGCCACCCCCCUUCUUGCUUUCUAGUAGGAAAACAAGGAAAAAAAUACAGCACUCAGCUCAUUCUCGUAAAGUCGGCGUGGCUGCAGACACUUUGCUCAGCAACACAAAGGGAUUACAACUUGAUACUGAGUGGCCUGGGAGAAGCAUAUGCACGGAAGUCUUUUGCUGUAGACCAUGUGCAUCCCUUAUGUGUGCCUUGAAGAGGCCUCUCAGGCUGUAAGAGCAAUUAAUAAUGAAAUCAAUUAAUAAUAAGAUCUGCAAUGUGAGGAGAAAACUAGUCAGCAUUUUGUUAACAGGUAGGAUGUGAGCAAACCAGCAGGGGACAUGCCGAUUGUGUCUGAUUCGUGUUGUCUCUAUAACUCCAGCUAAAGUUUUCACAGCACAAGACGAAUCACCCACUCUAACAAACAAACAAACAGAUCAGCAUGGGGUUUAUUAGAAUCAGGCUGGCAUUUAACAAUGUCAGGAGUGUAUUUAUCAUUAAGCAGUAGAUUCCACAAUCUAAAUGGAAAACCAUUACCCCUCCUUGGACACCAAGCAAAGUACGACCAUAAAGCCACUUGAUCAAUAUAUUGCAUGCUUGCAUGAACACAUAGGGUUUGCUAUUAGGAUAAACUUGUUUACUGAAAGGCUUGUGCAGCACUGGAAUAGGCUGCCCAGGGAAGUGGCUGAGUCACCAUCCCUGGAGGUCUUCAAGAAAUGUAUAGAUUUAGAACUUCAUAGCAUGGUUUAGUGGUAGACUUGUCAGUACUAGGUUAAAGGUUGGACUAGAUGAUCUUAGAGGUCUUUUUCAACCUGAAUGAUUCUAUGAUUCUGGGUAAGGAACAGAGAAAUUGGUUAAAAGAGAUUGCCUAUGAGCCAGGGUACAAAAAACAUACAACAAAACUCUGCACUAGAAACUCAAACUACCUUCUAAUGUGCACUUUGUAUUUUUAGCCUAGAGGUUGCUCAGAGUCCUUCCCUUUUCCUUGAGACUGCUUUCCCUGUCCUUAGGAAGACCAAUCAGUAAAACAUAUGGUAAUACACAGCAAACAACUUGGUUUCAUUUAUCGCUACAUUAUAGUACCCAGUAGGGAAGCAUAAAUAAUACAGAUCCAGAAGGCUAGUACUUAAUAUAGCAGUGUUUCAAGGUGGAUUUGUGGGAAAGGCUUGGGGGCUGGCUAUGUCUUCAGCCCAGUUUUCCAGGUCCAAAGUAUUUCUAUUGGCCCAGUGAACAUACAACCCUCUCUCAACUUGUAGCACAGCCAAGGAACUCUACUCAUUUGUUUUGCAGUUCUGCUACUGCUGCACAUGCAAAAUGGCAAUUAUAGCAAUAAUCUUUUGGUCUAAAUAUGGGAAAGAGUUGCUGGGCACAGCAGUCUGAUUGAUGUGACUGUCUGCAUUCAUGGGCUGUCACAAUUGGCUUUAAUCAUCACCAAAAAAUCUUUUUGCAAUUUAUAAGGCUUUCUCAGCAUAUUUUUAGCAUAUUCUCCUAAUUGCCCUGAUGAAAGAAAGCUUGAAAUAUGACAAGGCAGAUUUUCAAAAUUUAGAAGCCAACCUACAGAAUGAGCUGAGAGCUGAGGCAGCCAUGGAAUAAACAUGACAGACUAUGUUCACCUCUUCCUCCUACCCUCCUACCCUCCCCCCCCCUUUUAUUUUUUUACCCAGCUGUCUAAGAAGACCUGAUUUCUGAAGUUUCAGAAAUAUACAGAUUUCUUAACUAUUCAUAAUGUCACUUACAAGUCAUUUCCUUCAUCUCUUAAUUUGGGGAUUUGUUAAUACACUAGACCGGCAGUGUGAGAUGCAGGUUAUUCAGAAUUAGCACAGGUCUUAAAACUUGCUUUUCACCAGAGGUUGCUUUGUAAAAAGUAAAAUGAACCAACUGACUUUUCUGGUCCUGUUUCUUGUCAUGUAUUUGGAUGGGGGAAGCGCCAAACAUCCAUUUGAAUGUGCUGGAAACUCGAGCCAGUCCAUGAAACAGGACUGUGGGGCAUAAGGUCUGGAAUUGGUCUGGGGCACAGAUCUGAAGUAUAGCAAGACUAUUUUGGUUCUCCUCACUUGUAUUGCUCAGUUUGUGCAAUUAAAUUUAACGUCCUUUUCUCUUUCCUUGCCUUCCCAUCAGGCUGUUCCAUUACUUAACAUGGUCUGUUACUGUUCCCUAAAUUCUCCAUAGCCGCUAUUCACAAUCAAGUCGUAAGAGCAGAUUUGGUAUCAUCUCAACUGGAAUGGUAAAUACUUCUUGCACUCUGAUAGCUGGGAUUUUAGCCAUGCAUAAUUUUUACAUUAAUUAUGUCAUUACUGUUUAAUUGCUGCAAUUAGCAGCAUCACUUUCUCUGAGCCAUCACUGUCAUCAUAUGGCAUCAUAGCAGACUCUCACUUCAGCAACCAGGCUCUCAACUGGAGGGGCAAUUUAUGUUGCUUCUCUUGUAUGAGACGUCUACAUAGAAAAUAAAAUACAUGAUCCCUAAAUGACAGGUCUCCCCAUUGUCUACUCCAACAUAACUAUAAGCAGGAAGAUUAUCUUCAGAGGAUGUCAAAGAACUGUGUUCAAUUAACUGGCAGAUAGAGAGAACCUGAGCUGUUACUUCUUCCCUGGGAGGGCACCUAAAGCCCUGCAAGGCAAGCGUAAAAUGGCACCUCUCUGAAAUGUUUGUUAUGUCCUCUUUGUGCAACUCAGGAUAGCUAUGCAAAAACAGGGAAGCUAGAAUUGGGUCUCCAAACCUGCAGUUUAAGGAGCUUCAUAAAUUGAAUUCAGAUGUCACCAUGUGUACUCAGGAGUUGUCAGUAAAUCCCACCUGGAACUGAUAUCCAGGUCAUUUAGGUCAGGAAAUGAAGACUGGGCUGGGAGUGUCUAUCAGGAGCCUUAUCAUCAACGCUGACCUAAUUAAAAGUGGGCUUCAAAAAGCCUGCUGACAUAAUAGCCUGGCUGGUCACAUACUGCAGGAAAUGGAUCACUUCAUAGCCCUUUGGAUGGUGCUUCUGGAAGACUAGAGUGCUUCCUGCUGUCUGGUGAAGAUGUUAGAUGGUGGACUAGAGAUGGCAGUGUCACACGGAUAAGCUGCUAGCAGCACUUUUUGAGUGUUGUACAAAGCUACCCUCGUCAAACACCCUACUGCAUCUGCAAUGGGGAGGCUCUCUGUGCAAAUCCAGUAACAGGUGCUGACCUCAGCUUCGUAAGACCUUUGGAGAACCCUAUCAUGAUGAACUGAAUGGAAGCAUCUCCUUUGCAGGAAGGGUCCACAAUGCUCAAUCCCAGCUCUGCUCUGAGGUUGGAAGAAGGCUGGCAAACAGCCGGGACAACAGGAAGCCUCCAGAACCUGAAAAAAUUUAAUAAUCAGGACUUCAGCCGCCUGCGAGCCUUGUGUCUGAGCCAAGGCCGGCUGUUUGAGGAUGACACCUUCCCUGCUCACAUCAGCUCCGUCGGUGCCAGCCUGCUCCCAGAGGACCAGCUGCAGCAAAUAGAGUGGAGGAGGCCAACUGAACUUCGAAGAAAUCCCUGUUUGAUCAUGGAUGGAGCUAGCAGAUUCGAUAUUAUUCAAGGACAAAUAGGUGACUGCUGGGUGCUGGCUGCCCUUGGCUCCCUGACAAUGCAGAAGCAAUUUUUGGAAAAUGUUUUACCAAAGGACCAAGGAUUCCAGAAUGAUUAUGCUGGGAUAUUCCAUUUCCGGUUCUGGCAAUUUGGAGACUGGAUGGAUGUGGUGAUAGAUGACCGUCUGCCUUUCCUAAAUGGGAGCUACCUGUCUGUACACCCUCGAACAUCAAAUGAAUUCUGGCCAUCCUUGCUGGAAAAAGCAUAUGCCAAAUUAAGGGGCUCCUACCAGAACUUGCAUGGAGGCUACAUUUCUGAUGCUUUAGUAGACUUCACAGGUGGAGUCCAAGUUCAGUUUUCAUUAAAGAACCCCCCUCCUGAUCUGGAGGAGAUAUUGAAAGCUGCUGGCAAAUCUCAUUGUAUGAUGGGGUGUAGCACCUCAGGACAGCUGAGGAACAGAGAAAUGAGGAAUGGAAUUGUACAAGGUCAUGCCUACACUGUCACAGGAGCAGUAAAGAUACGCUACAAGAAUGGCUGGGAACACAUCAUCAGAAUCUGGAAUCCAUGGGGCCAUGGGGAGUGGAAGGGGCCCUGGAGCGACAACUCUCCAGAGUGGAACCACGUUGAGCCUCAAAUCAAGGAAGACCUCUGCAGAAAUAAAGAUGAUGGAGAAUUCUGGAUGUCCUGUGAAGACUUCUGUGAGCAGUUUUCCUGGCUGUGUAUAUGUAACAGCACCCCAACGUUUCUGGACUUUGGAGAUCAGUGCGGCACAACGUGGUCCGUGGACAGGCACAUCUACCUGUGGAGUAAUUCACUCUCCAUAGGCAGGAACAACUCUUCCCUCGGUGCAGUUUCAAAGAACCCUAAGUAUUUCUUCGAAGUGACAAGUAAUGCCCCCAAAAGCUAUAAUGUCGUCAUUUCACUCAUGCAAAAACAUGCUGAGGGUUUGCAGGAUGCACAGACAUUGAGGAUUGGCUUUUCGAUCACAAAGAAGAACUCCAGAGUUCUGAAACAAGACUUUUCUCUUACUCGAGAUGUCACCAACUACUUUACUUUGAGUCCAGGAACCUAUGCUGUCAUUCCUGCUACAACAGAGCACCAAGAUUUUGAAUUUGUCUUACGAAUUUUCUUGAAGAAUGAAUGCUACAAUGAGAACUCAGACUCCCUGCUCAACCCAAUGCUGCCAACGGUUGUACCAAGACAGAACCAAGACAGCUCCUAUAAGGCUCUCUUCCUAAGAUAUGCUAAGCAGGGCUCCGCUAUUGAUGCCUUGCAGCUGCGACAACUCCUUAACGAAGUGGUCCUGCAAGAUGAAAUGGCCAGCCUUGGAGGAAAAUUCAGCUUUGAUUCAUGCCGAGGCAUUUUAGCUCUGAUGGAUACGAAUUCGAAUGGAAGACUCACACUGCAGGAGUUUGGGAGCCUCUGGCAAAAACUCACCAAGUACAUGGAUCUCUUCAGGAGGGAAGAUAGAAAUAAUUCUGGAUUUCUUGACAUAUCUGAACUGAAGAGUGCAAUACAGACAGCAGGUCUGGCCAUCAAUGAGCAAGUCCUGCACCUGGUGUCCCUGCGGUUUGGUGAUGUUACCAGGAGAAUCGGCUUCUCUGACUUCAUGUGCUGCAUGCUGCGCCUUGAAACCAUGACCUGUGCAUUUCAAAACUUGGCAAAUGGUGGACCACAAAUUUUGGUGACGGCAAUGGAGUGGCUGACCCUUGUCAUGUACAUCUGAAGACUUGUCCGAGCUCUGUGUGGCUGUUUUAGGUGGCUUUUCUGCUCCUUGGUGUGAAACAGCUUGAAGCUAUCCCAUACAAAAGCCAUCCGUGGGGCUCUUGGAAAAACAGUAUCUGUGAAGGCAUGAAGUCAGGCUUUCUUAUGGAUAUUCACUUAUGCUCGAUGGCACUCAGAUGUCUGGACUUACAGUCCUUCUCAGGUGGACUGGAGUUGUUUUGGAGAGAGAAGAAAGAUCCAUGGGUAGUACUGGUAGUACUUCAUGGCCUAGGCAGGCUGGAAGUGCUGACUGUAAUCGCCUCUCAUCUUUGUGUAAAUAGUGUGGCCGGUUUUCCUGCCUCACAGAAGUCGGGAACAGCUCUGUUAGCUCCGUUGCAAAUAAGAACAGAGUCAGGCCCUUUAUUUGCAAGGACUGUUUAUUGCUUAGAUAAUAAAACCAAUUAAGACCGUUUUUUUGAAUUAAUUCUUAAUUUGCUUUUGUGACAUUUCUAAAUGCCAGAAAAAGGUUGGAGAAAUUAUUUGUAAUUAAUGAAUAGCACCAGGAGCUUUGCCAUUUUUUUACACUUUAUUAAAAGAUAAGGAAGUCUUAUGUAUGUUCCUCAGCUGUAGGGAUUCAACUUUACUUGCUACGUAAGUGAAGAGGCAUAUUAGAAACAUAGAACAUUGUUCAGUGGUUUUUGUCUGAUUUCCAGCAUGUGCAUCAGGACUGUUUGGGAAGAGACACGAUUAUCUGAAUUGCAUUCUCUUUCUCUGUCGUGAUGUCUUUAAAAGGGCCUCUUCUGAUAAAAUUGCUGCUCAAAUAUUUAACUUAAAUAUGCUAAAUAACUGUAGCCUCUCAGUAGCCCACACACAAACUCCACUUCCAUACUUUUAUCAUGAUGAUAAAAGCAAAUCUAGUGAUCUAUUCCAUUCAACUAUUGAAUAAAAAAAUCUCUGAGGUCUCUCUUUGUGUAAAUGCCAAAAAGAUGGAUGCAAAUGUCGAUGGAUGAAAGCAGUUCCGGGUAGUCAUGGCAAUAUCAUUCAUACCGUGCCUCACCCAGACCCUCUGCACAAUUUUCCAUCAAGGUAUCCACACACAAGCCACAGAUUCACUCGUCUGGCAGUAAGAUGUUACAUGCUGGAGCAACAGCUACAUCACAAGGUAAAGUCAUUUUGCAGCAAUGUCGCAUUCUGCAGCUCGGAGAGCAUUACUCAUGUAGGUAAGUCUUACGCAAGCAGGGCCACUGAACCCACCCUUUCACAGAAAAUGUGGGGCAGAGGGAAAUCAGUAAAAUUACACUACUCCGAUAUUUUUCAGUCAUUUUGAAACAAACCAGUAAGAUUAAUGCAUAAAGAGCAAUUGUUAAAACCCUAUUUUGCAGACAAUAUAUUACUUUUCCUGUAGUUGGGAUAGAUGUAUUUGUAUGGAAGGUAAUUCUGCCUGUCAGGAGACAAAGAUCCUUGGCUCUAUUAAUUCGGUCUUGCACAGACUAAAAUGUUUCUUUUUUAUCAAUGCAGACAACAGACAUCCCAGGUGAGAAACACCACUGAUAUAUAAGGUUGAGGUAUGUAAGAGGGAGGUUGUCUCCUCCUCCCCAGACAGUGGAGAUGGUGGCUCUUCUCCCGCCAGGGGCUGCAUUGAUGCACAUGCGCAGAGGACUUGCAGCCUGUGACUGCAGCAAACACGGCUGGAUAGAAGCCGCCUUUACCUGCAUCACACCAACCCAAGGCAAAGCCUUUCUGGCAGGUGUGGUGUGUGCACACCAGAGGUCUCAGUGACGAACCUGCAUCUCCAGGUUUGCAGCAGUGACCACUGUUACGCUGAACAUAGCUGCCUGUCUGUAGCAUUGGAAGAACGGGUAUUCCACUCGAUUUACA